GGAGAUCACAUCAGGAGACAGGAGAUCAGGAGGUCGUUUUGACGUGCAUUCAUUCCCUGGAAACACAGGAGGAUGAGUUUUCCAGUGAUAAUGGUUCCCAAAUGGGAUUACUAAAGUGCUCUAGCUCACCAUCAGAAGCUUCACAGACUUGCAGCUCACUUCAUGGUUUGAUGGUUUCUUCAUUGGUCUUAUGUGGAGUUCUCUGGAGCGAGAGGCAUCCAUGCACGUUCACUGAGCAGCAUGUUUCAGGAGGAGUACCAUGAGGAGAUGGACAGUGAGUAAGAGUGUGUCUGCAUGCUGGUCGGUGUGUGUCGUGUAUCUUCUCGCGGUCUCCGUCAGCUGUGGCCGCGCAUGUGCCGUGCAGAGGGAGCUCAGGGUCGACAACUCUUCAUCUUCAUCCUCAUCCACCUCCACCUCAGGACGGCAUGUGCGCAGUUACGUGCACCUCCAGGGAGACGUGCGCCAGAGGAAACUCUUCUCCUUCCAGAAGUUCUUCCUUAGGAUCGGGAAAGACGGGAGAGUCAACGGCACCAAGAGAAAAGACGAUCCCUACAGUAUUUUGGAGAUCACGUCAGUGGAUGUUGGGAUCGUUGCCGUCAAAGGUCUCGGCAGUAACCUUUACCUGGCCCUCAGUAAGAGAGGAGAACUGUACGGGGCGAGAAACUAUGGUGUAAACUGCCGUCUGAAGGAGCGCAUCGAGGAGAACGGGUAUAACACGUACGCGUCCGCCGUGUGGAGGAACAAGAAACGACAGAUGUUUGUAGGUCUGAGCGCUCGUGGAAAGUCUCUGCGUGGGAGAAAAACCCGCAGGAAGAACACAGCUACACACUUCUUACCCAUAAUGCUGUGACGUUUGUGACGCAAUGCUGACGGGAUGGAGAGAGAGAGAGACUUUGUCCGCACGCGCCUCUCUUUGCUUGCUCCUUCUUUAUAACGUUAUGCUCAUGCCAGCUGAUAUUAAGUGGUCAAUAUUCUCAAAAGAGCAAAGUUCGUGAAUGUUUCAUUUCCAUUGUGCGUUAUUCCAGUGAUCUGUUAUUGUGGAUUAUGUGUGCAAGAGUCUCCUGAAUAGGAUUAUAUUUCUGAGAUCAUUUAUUUCUAAUAGACAUGCGUCGCACUGGGAAAGAUAGUGGGGAUGUACAGCAUACGGGGAAUUUGUAUCUUCAGUUUUGGACUGCUUUGAAAUAACUAUAUUAUUUAUUUGUAUUGUAUUUAAAUAAAAUACUCUAAAAAAAACAUAUUAAAAGCAUAUCAAAUGGAUAACCUCUUCCUGUGAAAUAAAAUCUAUUUUGUUAUCCUCCUGGA
Molecule: messenger RNA, 1302 nt
Organism: Pimephales promelas (fathead minnow)
Lineage: Eukaryota; Metazoa; Chordata; Actinopteri; Cypriniformes; Leuciscidae
Gene: fgf10b
Product: fibroblast growth factor 10b
Molecular function (GO): growth factor activity
Source: RefSeq, a predicted model, not a curated record